Molecule: messenger RNA, 1706 nt
Organism: Solea senegalensis (Senegalese sole)
Lineage: Eukaryota; Metazoa; Chordata; Actinopteri; Pleuronectiformes; Soleidae
Product: olfactory receptor 146-like
Exons: 1
Coding region: 108-1094 (328 amino acids)
Biological process (GO): G protein-coupled receptor signaling pathway
Cellular component (GO): membrane
Molecular function (GO): olfactory receptor activity; G protein-coupled receptor activity
Source: RefSeq, a predicted model, not a curated record
UAAAACAGAGCAAGAGAGAAACAAACUCACUUUUUAACAGAGCACAUUGGUGUUCUCCACAUCAGUCCUUGUGCGUUGGAGAUUUGAACACUGACAAAAAUUUAACAAUGGACUUAUUCAACUCCGCUCUUGGCAAAAACAUCACCUUUGUGCGUCCUGCAUAUUUUAUAAUAAGUGGAUUCAUUGGAAUACCUAAUGCCAUGUAUUACUAUAUCUUUCUCUUUUUUGUUUAUGUUAUUUCAGUGGUGGGAAACACAGUUGUGAUGACUGUAAUUUACUUGGAUCGUAAUCUGUGGACUCCAAAAUAUAUAGUAGUUUUUAACCUGGCCUUUACAGACCUGUUUGGUACCACUGCUUUGGUGCCAAAGGUCCUUGACCUCUUCCUGUUUAACAAUAACCACAUAUCCUACAGCGACUGCUUGACAUUCCUUUUCUUCUGCUAUGUCACCCUGUCAAUGCAGGUUCUUAAUCUGAUUGCACUCUCCUAUGACAGACUGAUUGCUAUUACUUACCCACUGCACUAUCAAGUGAGAGUGACUCACAGGUUCAUGUUUUCUUUGAUUGCUUCUUUUUGGCUCUUUGCCAUUGCUGUGUGCCUCACGGCAGUCGGCCUCCUCACAAGACUGUCCUUCUGUAAGUCUUCUGUGGUUGUUAACAGCUAUUUCUGUGACCAUGGUCAGAUAUUCCAACUGGCUUGCAAUGACAUAACACCCACAAGUGUCUUUGCUGUAUUUCUAAUAGUUAUUCUUCUUUGGUUCCCGUUGAGUUUCAUCUUGGGUACUUACGUGUGUAUUGUCAUUGCUUUGACUAGAGUGGCAACAGCUCAGGAAAGAGUGAAGGCCCUUAAAACCUGCACAGGUCAUAUUUCACUGGUGGCCAUCUAUUUCAUUCCAAUAUUAAUCACAUUUACCUUGGGAAGAAAUAUUCAUCCAAAUGGCAGGAUUAUUAACCUUUCUUUGACCUCUGUAUUUCCUCCUAUGUUAAACCCAAUUGUGUAUGUUCUGCAGACACAAGAAAUAAAAACAUCACUGAGAAAGCUUUUAAUGAUCAUAAAACAAUCCAAGAUUUCUGUGAGGAAAGUACUGUUUAUAUGACCAUUUCUGUCUAUAAACAGUAUGAACAAUAGCAGGAAAAUAGUAAAACUUAGAUACAGGAAAUUAUUUAAUUUUUUUCUCUGUUAAUGGUCCUUCAUGCAGUCCACUUGGAAUAUAUUUCAUGAUCUUUAUCUUUUAAAUGUCAGACAUACAAAAAGGCGAUUUUGUAUUUGUAAUGUAAUUUCAUUUUGAAUGAAUAAACAUGAUUGAAUGUUUAACUUACCAUUUAUUCAUGUUACUAAGGUUAGUGACGUUAUUAAUUCACAUAUUAUAAUUAAAGGAUCUAUAAAACUACUGUUAUCGUCAUAAUAACAGUUUGAAUUAACAUUAAACACUAUAGGUAACUGUAAAUGGCUUUAUUUUUUCCAGCGUCUGUCUGUAAAGUUGAAAAUCUUUAAUGGCACUAAUCAUUACUUAAGAAUAUAUGUAUUAAUGUUCCAUGCAUCCCUUAAUUAUGACUACAUAAAUGUAUGUAUUGACACCAUUGUGUGAUAUUUCAAGAAUUGAGACCUUGUGACACCUUUUCUGCCUCAGUCCUAUGUUCUACCCCUUUAUCCUCCACACAAGGGUUGCGGUCAUUUCUACAUAUGUACAUUGUAAAUAAAAUCACUA